GACCCUCCGGCGGGGCGGGGCACGAGGCCGGAGGCUCCACACCUCCUCACUGCCCGGCUCGGCCCGGCGGGCGCAGCAGCAAGCCGGGCGCGGGGCCGCCCCGGGGGGCGCGGGCGCAGGUGGCCCAGCGUCCUGUGGAGCCCCAGGGUCCUGGAGCUGCGGCGCUGGGCAGGUCGAUCGGGGAUCGAUACAGCUCCGGCAGCACCAUGUCUCAGGCAGCAGAGGCCCCGCCAGCCGGCCGGGCAGCGGUCCGAGGUGGCCCGGCUGGGGCGCGGUAGCGGCGAGGACGGGUGCGCGGCCAGGAGCCUCCCAGGCCCCCGCCCUCGAGACCCAACUCCAGCCCGGGCCGGAACUAGUUGGGCCGGCUGCGGAGAGCCAGGCUGCAGGGCCGCCCGCCCACCAUGCCGGCGGUCAAGAAGGAGCUACCCGGCCGCGAAGACCUCGCCCUGGCUCUGGCCACCUUCCACCCGACCCUGGCCGCGCUGCCACUGCCGCCGCUGCCCGGCUACCUGGCGCCACUGCCGGCCGCGGCCGCCCUGCCCCCGGCUGCCUCGCUACCAGCCGCGACCGCGGGCUACGAGGCGCUCUUGCCCCCGCCUCUCCGCGCCCCGCGCGCCUACCUGAGCCUGCACGAGGCCGCCCCGCACCUCCAUCUGCCCAGAGACCCUCUGGCCCUCGAGCGCUUCUCGGCCACUGCGGCCGCGGCACCGGAUUUCCAGCCGCUGCUGGACAACGGCGAGCCGUGCAUCGAGGUGGAGUGCGGCGCCAACCGCGCGCUGCUCUACGUGCGCAAACUCUGCCAGGGCAGCAAGGGUCCGUCCAUCCGCCACCGCGGCGAGUGGCUCACACCCAACGAGUUCCAGUUCGUCAGCGGCCGCGAGACGGCCAAGGACUGGAAGCGAAGCAUCCGCCACAAAGGGAAAAGUCUGAAGACGCUUAUGUCCAAGGGGAUCCUGCAGGUGCAUCCUCCGAUCUGCGACUGUCCAGGCUGUCGAAUAUCCUCCCCGGUGAACCGGGGGCGACUGGCAGACAAGAGGACAGUUGCCUUGCCCCCUGCCCGUGUCCUGAAGAAGGAGCUGACCCCCAGCUUCUCAGCCAGUGGUGACAGUGACAGGAGUGGCCCGGCCUGUGGGCAGCGGCUGGGCUUGAAGCAGGAGGACGACCCGCAUGUCCGUAUCAUGAAAAGAAGAGUCCACACCCACUGGGAUGUGAACAUCUCCUUCCGAGAGACGUCCUGCAGCCAGGACAGCGACCUUCCCACCCUCAUAUCCAGCCUGCGUCGCAGCCGCCACCUCGUUAUGCCCGAGCAUCAGAGCCGCUGUGAAUUCCAGAGAGGCAGCGUGGAGGUCGGCCUGGGAGCCGCAGGUGACCUGUUGGGCAAGAGGCUGGGUCGCUCCCCCCACGUCAGCGGUGACUGCCCUUCGGAGAAGAAGGCCCGAAGCAAGUCCCCUCAAGAGGGUCCAUUGCUUCCGGAACUAGGGCCCGGCAUGGCCCCCGAGGACCAUUACCGCCGGCUGGUGUCCGCCCUGAGUGAGGCCGGCACCUUUGAGGACCCUCAGCGUCUCUACCACCUGGGCCUCCCCGGCCAUGGACAUCCCCAUACUCCUUACAAAUGCCCACCUGGCCCCCCUCCCAAGACCGGUGGGUGCCACCAGCGGGCCUUGCACUGGGAUGUCUGGUGUCGGCCCUGCCCCAUGGCCUUCUACUCGUCUUUCUGUCCCGGUGACGAACCAGCAGGGUCGGUGGGAGAAUGUGCUCCGGGUCUGCGUGUCCUUGGCCAGUGUACUACAGGGUGUGGGGGACGUGAGGGCCUGGUGGGGGCUGGCCUCUGGGUCACUGCUGCUGCCGCCCCCUCCUCAGAUCUCCUGAGGGUCCAGCAGGAAGUGGCAGCGGCAGCCGCGAGGAGCCCCAGCGGCCUGGAAGUCCACCUGCCCUCAUCCACAGCAGGUCAGCGUCGGAAGCAGGGCCUGGCUCAGCACCGAGACGUCACCGCCCCAGCUGGCGCCCCGUCCUUCUCAGAGAGGGAGUUGUCGCAGCCGCCCCCCUUGCUGUCGCCCCAGAAUGCCCCCCACAUCGCUCUGGGCCCCCACCUCAGGCCCCCCUUUUUGGGGGUGCCCUCGGCCCUGUGCCAGACCCCAGGCUACGGCUUCCUGCCCCCUGCCCAGGCGGAGAUGCUCGCCCGGCAGCAGGAGCUCCUGCGGAAGCAGAACCUGGCCCGGCUGGAGAUGUCAGCAGAGCUGCUGCGCCAGAAGGAGCUGGAGAGCGCGCACCGGCCGCAGCUGCUGGCACCCGAGGCCGCCCUGCGCCCACCCGACGGUGCCGAGGAGCUGCGGCGGCGCGGGGCCAUGCUGGUGCUGAGACACAGCUCUGCGCCCCUGCUGGCCCUGCCUCCCCAGGGACCCCCGGGCCCCGGUCCCCCCACCCCGCCCCAGGAGCCUGCCCGCCGAGCUCCUCGGAAGGGGGGCCCCAGCCCUGCCUCAGCCCGGCCCAGUGAGCCCAAGGAGACCACAGGGGCUGGGCUCUGGGCACAAGACGGCUCUGAAGAUGAGCCCCCCAAGGACUCAGACGGAGAGGACCCCGAGAUGGUGGCUGCUGGGGGCCAGGGCCCAACUGGAGGGGCCAGCUCUGAGGGGAAGGGGCUUGCCUCAGGGUCCAUGCUGCCCCCUCCACUGCCCCUGGGCUUGCCCUACACGGUCAGCCCCUACUUCCACACAGGCGCCACGGGGGGCCUCUUCAUGGAUGGGGAGGGGGCCACAGCGCCCGAGGAUGUCAGCAAGUGGACAGUGGACGACGUCUGCAGCUUUGUGGGCGGCCUGUCCGGCUGCGGAGAAUAUGCACCGGUCUUCAGAGAACAGGGGAUUGACGGGGAGACCCUGCCCCUGCUGACAGAGGAACAUCUCCUGACCACCAUGGGGCUGAAGCUGGGGCCUGCUCUCAAGAUCCGGGCCCAGGUGGCCAAGCGCCUGGGCCGAGUCUUCUACAUGGCCAGCUUCCCCGUGGCUCUGCCGCUGCAGCCACCAACACUGCGGGUUCCUGAGAGGGAGCUCAACUCGGGGGAGCAGCCCCUGUCCCCAGCACCGGCCCCCUCGCCCUAUGGGGGCGCGCAGCCCCCUGCCAGCCGAGCCUCACCCAAGCAGGAGAAUGGAACCAUGGCUCUGCUCCCAGGGCCCGCGGACCCCUCCCAACCUCUGUGCUGAGCUGGUGUCAGACCCCCCAUCCUUCACUGCCGGCUGCUCCCUGGCAAAGGCCCCCAACCCCACAGCUUAUCCUCCUUUCGGUUUUGGAUGCAAAAACACAAUUUUUAA
Messenger RNA from Delphinapterus leucas (beluga whale), 3305 nucleotides. NCBI's taxonomy places the organism in Eukaryota, Metazoa, Chordata, Mammalia, Artiodactyla, Monodontidae. The record is from RefSeq and is a predicted model, not a curated record.